Molecule: messenger RNA, 2633 nt
Organism: Toxoplasma gondii ME49
Lineage: Eukaryota; Apicomplexa; Conoidasida; Eucoccidiorida; Sarcocystidae
Exons: 2
Coding region: 691-1410 (239 amino acids)
Biological process (GO): heterochromatin formation; leading strand elongation; DNA damage response
Cellular component (GO): CHRAC; epsilon DNA polymerase complex
Molecular function (GO): chromatin DNA binding; protein heterodimerization activity
Source: RefSeq, a predicted model, not a curated record
AAGAAAAAAGCCACCGUCACACUGUGCGAUCCUUGGUCUCUGUCACUCGUUGUAGGUUUAUGUCGACUUCUGUGGGCUUCUACAGACUUGCAGACUGCGUAUCUCACGACCUGGACUUUCUGCACACCAGAAAAGGGGGGUCGUCAAGCAGACACCUCUUUCAGUUUCUUGGAGGGUUUGACGGAUAGAUGGAUUUUCCAUCUUUCGCUCAAAUCUCUCCUAACAUGCAGUCGGGAAUAUUUACUCGCCGAGGUCAGGAGCAGCGAGCUUGUUAGAAAUGCAGUCCAGUUUUGGGCGUUUGCCAACGACCAUGUCUUAUUCCGUGAAGUCCACACUGUGGCGAUGUGUCUCAGCUGCAUAUCAUUCCAUUAAGACAACAACGGUGUAAUUCUACUUAUAGAAAUCAAUGGCUCUGCCAUGAAAACCUGUGGCGAGUGCUCUUCUCACCGGUGUAAGAGGGACAGACAUGUCACGGGAGCUGAGAUUCACAGCCGAGGCGAUUACAGGCGACACCCGGUCUUCUAAAGAAGUCAUUUCCUCAGUUAGUGUUCCGUUCUGCGCCUUCUUCCAGUAUACAGUCUUGUUUUCAUUCCGAAUUCUUUUCUGAGUCACAUUAUGAGCUUCAUUCUAAUCUCGCGUUUCCCUGGGAAUUCCGUUCUGAGAUCCCUUGCCUGAGUUCGAGUCGGAGGAAUGGACACAGAGGUAGCUGGAGAUAGCGCAGAGGCGCUUUCGUCUCCUACGUCUGUGCACGAGGAGAAAAGCCAACGGUUCGCAGGCGCGCAAAGCACUUCUUGCCUUCCUAAGAGUGCGAAUUUGGGAAGAAGUUUCUGUGGCUCCGAAGCCCUGCGUCUGCCUCGCGCGCAUGCAGUUCGAAUCAUCAAAGGGGCACUACCCCCGAACGUCCGCCUGCACAGAAAAGCUGCUACAGCUCUCAUGAGAUGCUCAGCAAUCUUCUUGCUGGCGCUCGCGGAUGCUUCUUCUGCUGCAGGCGGAGGUAGCCGCAAAACAGUCGGAACUUCUGACGUCCUUGCGGGUUUGAGGUCAAUGGGUUUCGAUAAUGUGGCGGAAGAAAUCGAGGAGCACAUGCGGAGCGAGGCAGAAGGCGAGUCUCGAGAGGCCGCCAAAGCGGCGAGCUCGGGUGUGCAUACACCUGAUGAAAGCGGCGCGCGAGGUCCGGCGACCGAGGCUCAAAACACGAAACUAGAUGCACAAAGCGAAGACGCCUUGUCCUCAGAGGAAAGGGAAAAUGGGGGGAGGAGCCAAGAUGAGGAAACAUAUGAAGAUCUCGAGGACGAAGAACAGGAAACAGAUGCCUUGGAUGCUAUGAUGCAGGUUGUCGAUGGAGUCUUGGCAGAACGGGAGCCAUACUCGGACGGCCAGGCGGACCCUCUUUCGUCAAUCUCAAUCUGAGACAUCUGGAAAGCUGUGUCAACCGGCGGCGUGUCUCGACUCGCGUGCCUGAGUUUUUCGUGCAGAUGGCUAUUUUCCAUCGAUGCGAAAUGGGUGUGCUGGCUGCUGAGGCUUUCGGGAUGAACUUGAAGGGAAAAUGGUUGCUGCUCCACGAAGAUCCAAUCUGAAACUCACUGCAGUUUUACGAAGAUUUCGCUCGCGCGUGCCGACCAACUGCUUUGGGGUCAUUUUGAUCGCCAGGGUGGACUAGCGUUUCAGCACUGCUGCGUCUAGGGAGCGACCGAAUAAUUUCAGAGUUUAGCUUGCUGUACAACUCACUGGGUUCAGGGUUCUGUCACGCUAAUUGGCGCGCGACGACCGCUCGGCGCAAGUAAUUACAGUUCGGCAUACUACACGGAAACCAGGUAAAAAUAGAGUAUAUACUACUGCAGCCCACCAGUCAAACAGGCGCGUGUAUCGUGCUGUGGACAGAGUAUUCGAUAGUGCCAAUAUAAGGCGUGCAGCACACGUUUCUACUUAUUACAACCACGUCCUCAGGUGCUUAGUACCACGAGACUAAAUGUGUCACGGUCUAUAUCGCGACAUGGGAGAGAAAAAACGAGUACACGUCUGAACGGCGAAGAUCUUCUGCAUUAGCCACUUCUGUCAGCGGAACAGAAAGCCUCGGACUUUUUCUGACUACGGGAGGAGUGACCCUACGCUAAAGUCGGUGAAUGCUCUGAUAACCUGUUGACACUUCCGCCUGAGGUCUGGUGCACGAUUCACACCCAGCUUUUGUUCGGAAGAAAAAGUCAUUUUCCCAAGAAUUAACUUGACCUACUCGCUAGCACCAUUAGUGAACCUUUUGGGUCGGAUCGUCAGUCCGCAGUGACCUAAAUACAUCAAAGGAACUGCCGGCUUUGUACGCAGUAUAUGGUAACUUCUUACCACUCUGUAUCCGGGGUUCGGAACUCUUUUUCUCCUUUCCGAUGCCGUAUUUUAUGCAGUGGGAGAGCGAUAAUUCAUUUGCGUUUUCACCUCAGCGGCAAAUGAUAGCCCCAGAACUGGCGCACAAAGUUCGGGAGCGCAUCUCUGCUGUGAUUGGAACGCAUGUUCAUAGUGGAUUAGCAUACCUCUUCAGGCCAGUGACAAGCUGCUUGGAAACCGAGGGAAUGAUCAAACGUGCGACUCUCACUAGACAUAUCUUGUGUCCCUGUAAGCACGCAAGCACCGAACUCGGAAGU